Molecule: messenger RNA, 2341 nt
Organism: Corticium candelabrum
Lineage: Eukaryota; Metazoa; Porifera; Homoscleromorpha; Homosclerophorida; Plakinidae
Exons: 3
Coding region: 75-2261 (728 amino acids)
Molecular function (GO): protein binding
Source: RefSeq, a predicted model, not a curated record
GUUAACGCGCAGCUAUUGUGUUAAUGUGACGAAUCACUGUUAGUUUGGCUCGCAUUUCUCGUGCUCCAGCAGCAAUGACAAGCUUCCACUUCAAAGGUCGUGCAGUACGAUUUCAAUUACUAAAAGAAGCAGACGAAGACAAUGAAAGCGACGAGCCUCACUCGCGCGUCUUCAUUUCUGGAGACGUGAGCGACGACGGAGAAGAGGACUGCAGUCAAACGAAGCCACUCGUUAAAUCUGGACCGAAAACUGCGGCCCCAGAAGGUCACGUGAUCAGAUUGAAACACGGACGUCAAACCCGGAAGUCAAGUUGUAAAGAUAUGUGCCGCAUAGCUGCGGUUCUGUUGAGUGUUGCGCUACUAGUGAGCGUUUUUGUUGCUGUUGUGAUGCACUUGGCCAAUCAGAGAGCAUCCAGUAGGCCGGAGGCGGGUCCAUUGAAUGUGACGUCAUACCACUACGUGCCCUCACAUCAUCAUGUGCCCUCACUUUCAUCGCUCUACUGCAAGCAGUCGAGUCGUCACUCAGUUUCAAAGUCACCAUAUAGUGGAUCCUGUAAUAGAACGAGUCUUCGUCUGAAGUGGGAGGCUCACUUUGCUAACCUAACAUCGUCAUCUGCAGUUAGGUUUAUUGAUAUCAACUGUGAUGGAAUUCUUGACGUCAUUUUGGGAUUCGGUGAAAUCAACGAUAUCCCGUUGCUGAAAGACUUCACUCUCGUACGCAAAUGUAUUUACUCCGACGCUAAACUACGGGCGUGUACAGGCGGCAUCAUAGCCUUGGAUGGCAAGACAGGCGACGAGUUGUGGCGCAAGCAAACGACCCACGAGACAUUUGCCAUACACUGUGCACUGGACGUAAACAACGACGGUCAGUUGGACUGCCUAGUCUCAGGCCGAGGCGGAGUGAUGUUUAGUAUCGAGCCGAGAACAGCCGACAUUUUAUGGCUCGGCGAUGAACGAGUCACCAAUUAUUCAUGGAACUUUAUGACUCCUCAGAUUGUCCGCGACUUUGACUCAGACGGCGUCCAAGACAUUAUUGUAAGUCACGGAGGCGACACACGGUACGAUUCGUUUGUUUACCCGAGAGGCAUCGGCCGUUUGAUUCUCCUUUCUGGAGGCACCGGGAAGGUGAUUUCUAUCAUGUCUAUGCCGGAUGGACGUGAGACCUACAUGAGUCCAGUAAUACAUAGAGACGGGAAUGGAACGAUUCGUGUGUUAUUCGGCACGGGCGGUGAGUCGAUUACAGGGAGUUUGUGGUCGGUUGAGUUGGAGGACUUUGCACGACUUGGUUUUCGUUGUCAUCGGAAGGUGGGUGUGUUGGAUUGUGAUGUCGUUGCAAAUAGUACGACGAAGGUUAUUGAAGGGAUUCGACAUCGUGGGGCUAGUAAUCCGCCUGUUCUUGUCGAUUUGACAAGAGAUGGUGUGUUGGAUGUUGUGGUGCCGAUGUAUGAUGGUCGUGUGUUUGCACUGGAUGGAAUGGAUUUUUCUGAGAUUUGGAGAGUUGAUUUUGGAGAAGCGGAGUCUUACAUGCAUCCCGCCAUAGGAAGAUACAACAACGAUGAUAUUCCUGAUAUAAUGGUGUUAUACCAGAAGGGAAUCUAUCAGGAAUACAAUGCCACCCUGACAGCCAUAAUCAAUGGUCAAACAGGAGAGCUACUCUACUACAACGAAAUACCAGUUGGCAUGGUGAUGGCACCAUCUCCGUUAAGUCUACAAACAACAAACGGUAGAGAUUGGUUUCUCUACUGGAUACCUAAGGAAACAGCAUCUAUUUUCCAUACAUCUGCAGCUCGUAAGCGACGGCAUGAGCAUGUUGAUGAUGUCAGUGAUAACAAGCAUGAGCACGAUGAUCACAGUGAAAAGAAGAAGUGGUUUAAUGAUAUUCAGUUUGUAGCAAAGAGUGUUGAUGUGGGGCAGAAGGGUUGGGUGCUUCAUGAAGAAAAGACAGGCAUCCAGCAGUCAUACUAUGAAGCAUUUUCCUCAUUGCUGACUACAAACUACGACCUCAUCAGCUCUCCAGCCAUCACUGACAUUGAUGGUGAUGGACGACUAGAUCUUGUGCAUGUGUAUUACCGGUCCGCAUGCCCACUGCCCAAAGGGAUUGAUCCCAAUCACGUUGUUGUGGACCCCAAAAUGGAACGAUGUCACAGCAGCUCAUUGGACAUUUAUGUGAAGGAGAUAGACAGCAACUGUCCGUUUGCUGCUCUUGAACAACAGCAAUGGCUUGCGUAUUUGGGUACAUAUGGUGAUGGAAUUUAUGGUUAGGAAUGAGUUGGUUGUUAGUGUAAGUAAAGAUGUGAGUACUAAUUCAUUUACAAUGUAUUACCUGAGUAAGACUUGUUCAG